Molecule: messenger RNA, 609 nt
Organism: Neoarthrinium moseri
Lineage: Eukaryota; Fungi; Ascomycota; Sordariomycetes; Amphisphaeriales; Apiosporaceae
Exons: 1
Coding region: 1-609 (202 amino acids)
Source: RefSeq, a predicted model, not a curated record
AUGCAUUACCAUCAAUCACUCUCACUCGCCAUAUUCGUUGCGGCCGCAGUAGCUGUAACUUUACCUCAGAACGCUGCGAACGGCUUAUGGAUCCUCGGCCGGGAUGAGAAUGGCAAUACGAAGGCCGCUCUAUUAGACACCAACCCCGAGUUGUUUGGAUAUGAAGGUGGCUCCGGUCGUGCAGCCUGGCCUUGGAGAAAGGUCCAAGAUGAACCUCACCUCUCUCCAAGUGCAACACUCAUCCCCGAGCCCGAUACAGCAACCACUACCACAGACACGGUCGUGCCCCGUGCAAGUGGUCGUUGUGGCUCCAAUAAUAUCGACAGCGAAAGUUACUAUCAGGCGUGGGACAGAAUGUGGAACUACUGCAAUACGGAUGGCGCGCUCCCGGCCUACCAGCAUCUGGCGUCCCAGCAGGGGACUGCGAUCGUCUAUAUCUGUGCUCGGGGGCAUCCUUCGAGCUGCACCGGCCGCAACAUGUCAAUCGACCUGCAAUGGGUUCAAGAUGAGUGUCUUGCACAGUCUGGGUGGGUCUACAACGAUGUGUUGAAUCAGGGAGGGCCGUCGAACAAAUAUGGAAGAGAGAUCACGGGGGUUGAGUUUUGCUAG